UAACCUGCUUUCCUGCAGCAAGGGAACAUCAGGCAAAAUGACCCUACACAGAUGGACGCUGGCUUUCUGCUUCUCACUGGUCUCAGUUUUAAGGACAGGUGAAUCUCAGUCAGUCUCAACACUAUCAACAGCAGAAACUCUGAGAUACGUUUGCAAGACUUUUGGCAGCGGGGUUAUGCAGCCUUUCAACGGUUCAGGUUUCCAUGUGCGAUCAAACUGCCCGUUCACCCUCACCCGCUUCACUCACAACCGGGUUGAAUAUGACAUCACCACACGGCGAGGCAACAGCGGGCUGCUGACCCAACUCGAGAUCACCGUCAACAAAAUCAGGACGAUAGUGCAGGGUGGAAGCAUCGAGGUGGAGAAGAAAAGUAUUUCCCUUCCAUACGACCACACCUACCAGCAUAUUUUUCAGUAUGGUACCUACAUUAAACUAAGGAGCUCACUGGUGCCUUUGUCUGUCACCUGGCACAAUGUAUCUGGAGGAAUAGACUUUGUGAGGGUGGAGCUGGAGCUGGAGAAGGAGCUGAACAUUGACAUGACUGGACUGUGUGGUAAACUGAAUGUUCCAGGCAACAAGCAGCAGUUGAUUGCGGAGAGCGUGCUCACUGAGGACACAUGUCAAACCCGAGAUCCUGUCUCUGCUGUGAAUCCACCGUGCAGACAGUUCUUUUCCUACACCUUGGAUUGUCUGCAAGUCAGGAUUCCUCAUUAUAUCGAACUCUGUGAAGAGAACAUUCACAGUUUUGAAAGCAGCAAAGACAUCAGCUGUGCUUUCUUCAAAGAAGUUGUCCAGGAGUGUGGAAAUAACAGCUACAUCUGGAACGUAUGGAGAAUUGUAACCAGAUGUGCUCCACCGAGUUGUCCAGGAGACCUGGUUUUUGUGGAACAGGGCCCUGCCUUUGUCCCCAGCUGCUCUAACCCCAACCCCAGAUUCUCCAACCAGGACCUCACAAGCUCCUGUGUCUGCCCAGAGGGCAUGGUGGUUAAUGACCAAGCAGAGGGCAUCCACUGUGUGAAAGAGUCCAACUGCCCCUGUGUGUUCGCUGGGAGAAGCUACAGCACCGGAAACAUACGUAGCACCAAGUGUCAGUCGUGUGUGUGUGAGGGUGGGAAGUGGCAUUGCUCUGAAAACUCCUGCCCAGCCAGAUGUCUCAUGGAAGGACAGUUUGUGACAACAUUCGAUGGCAAACAAUAUGUCGUCCCUGGUAAAUGCACAUAUGUGGUAUCACAGGGUUACAACUGGACAAUAAUUGUUCAGUUUUCGGAACAAAGGGUAUCCCUGCAAACAGCUGUCCUGCAGCUUUUUCAGGACACGUAUACAUUCUCAUACAACCGUGUUAAAGUGGGAGAGAAGGAGAUAACUGAACUUCAUCAGUCUGAUCAUGCCCUGGUUUUCUGGCAGUCCUCCAUGUACAUCCAAGUCCAGACAUCCUUUGGUAUGAACAUCCAAGUCCAGAUGUCUCCUGAAAUUCAGCUCUACAUCACCCUACCCAAAAACCACACUGGUGUUAUAUCAGGUCUUUGUGGCAACAGCAACAAUGACACCACCGAUGACUUCACCACCAGCAGCGGCAUCAUCGAAAACUCACCUCAAGCUUUCGCUCUGUCCUGGAGUGCUGGCACUUGUGUAGUGAACAUACCCUCCAUCUGCAGCAGCACAGACAGUGAAAUAUUUGCAGAUGAAGGGUGUUCUGUUUUGAAUGAAGCAACUGGGAUAUUUGCUACGUGCCACAGUCAUAUCCCCACUGAUCAAUUCCACACCGCUUGCAUCCAAAGAAUCUGUAACUGUGGCAACAAUCUGCAGCAGUGCUUAUGUGUUGCUCUGGGAAGCUACGCCAAAGCCUGCGGCAGUCUGGGUGUUGCAGUUGGCGACUGGAGGAAAGCGACCAACUGCACUCUGAAUUGUCAAAAGAACCAAGAGUUCUCCUACGACGUGCGGGCCUGCAACCACACAUGCCGUUUACUGUCUGGCCCUGACCCUCGUUGUUGGUUGGAUGAUGCUCCUCUGGAGGGCUGUGGUUGUCCUGAAGGAACUCACCUGAACCAAGGACACGUAUGCACCCCGAAGGCAGAGUGUGUCUGUCACCACUAUGGCGGUACAACGCCACCGGGGCCGGUUGUUAUUGACGGAAGACAGUGCCUCUGUGAGAAUGGAGAACUGCACUGUUCCAAGGAUUGUGGUUGCAGAAAUGGUAAGGUUUGUGUUCACUGCUCAGAGUACCCGGUGAACACAGCUCAGAAAACCUGUGACAGUCUCAGCAAACCACUGGGUUCCAGUUUGACCUGUGAGAGUGGCUGUCAUUGUCCACAUGACCAGUAUGAGGAUCAUCAUGGCAACUGUGUUUCUCUGGACAACUGCACCUGUGUGUACAGUGGCAAAAUGUUCAGUUCAGGACAGCAUGUCAAAACCAACUGUAAAACAUGUGUUUGUGGUCAAGGUCAGUGGCACUGCAAAGACGAGCCAUGUACUGGGAAGUGCCAAGUGUACGGAAAUGGGCAUUACCAGACAUUUGACUCUAAAUGGUACCGCUUUAAUGGACACUGCCAGUACACACUGGUAGAGGAUUACUGCGGAAACGAAAAUGGCUCCUUCUCUGUCAGAGUGGAAAGUGUACCCUGCUGUGAUGAAGCACUGACCUGCUCUCGCUCCAUCGUCCUGGAUCUCCAGGGCACAGUCACCCUGACACUGAGCGAUAUGAGGGUGACCAGACGUCUCCAAAAAGGCUGGACUCUGCAAGAGGAAUCAUUUUACACCACUCACACUGUGGGACUCUACAUCGUAAUAUCUGUGCCGAGCAGAGGAAUAACGCUUAUCUGGGACAAACACACCAGGAUCACCGUAGAGCUGCAUCCAAACUGGAGAAACCGAGUGUGUGGCCUCUGUGGGAAUUUUGACUCCAGUGAGAUGAAUGACCUACAGAUAAGUGGCUCAGCAGUGGUGUCUAGUCCGAUGGCCUUCGGCAACAACUGGAAGGCCACCUCACCUCCUUGUUCUGAUGUUACCACUGAGAUAUUCCCAUGUGAACGCAACUCCUACUGCUCAGCUUGGGCACAGCGGCGCUGUAUGAUCAUUACAGCAGACACCUUCAAAGACUGCCAUCUAAAAGUGGACCCAGAGCCCUACUACCACGCCUGUGUGCAGGAGUCGUGCUCCUGUGAGUUUGAGGGGAAGUUUCUGGGCUUCUGCACAGCUGUGGCAGCAUACGCAGAGGCCUGCAGUGAGCAGGAUGUGUGUGUCAAAUGGAGGACACCUGAUUUGUGCCCGGUCUACUGUGACUACUACAAUGAGCAGGGCCAGUGUAGCUGGCACUAUGAAGCCUGUGGUGAGGUGCUCACCUGUGGCAAAGGCCACUAUUUCAUCGACAAACUGGAAGGCUGCUACCCCAGAUGUCCAAAAGAUGCACAGUUCUAUGAUGAAAAUACCGGUGAAUGCACCAAAUUGAGGAACUGCACAUGUUUUUUCAACGACACUAUCAUUCAGCCUGGGGCAGUGGUGAUGCUAGAUUCUAUUAAGUGCCCUUGUGAAAAUGGAACAAUUUCCUGUCCUACUUUACCAACAACAAUAUCACCCACCACCUCUACCUCAAGCAUUCCAACUACAACUGCUUCAACCACAAGGGAAACAACUGUGCCCUCCACAACACCAACAACUACAACUGCCUCAACUACCAAGAAAACAAGGACACCAACGUCAUCAACCACCCCUUCACCAACUACAACCUCCUCAACUACCACUGAAACAUUGACAACAACGUCAUCAACCACCCCUAGAAAAACUACAACGGCCUCAACUACCACUGAACCAUUGACAACAACAUCAUCAGCAACCCCGUCACCAACUACAACCUCCUCGACUACCACUGAAACAUUGACAACAAUGCCCACAACAACACCUACACCAACUACAACUUCCUUAACUACCACUGAACCAUUGACAACAACGUCAUCAACCACCCCUUCACCAACUACAACAGCCUCAACUACCACUGAACCAUUGACACCAACAUCAUUAGCAACCCCUACACCAACUACAACCUCCUCAACUACCACUGAAACAUUGACAACAAUGCCUAUAACAACACCUACACCAACUACACCAGCAUCAACUACCACUGAACCAUUGACAACAAUGCCCACAACAACACCUACAUCAACUAUAACUGCCUCAAAUACCACUGAAACAUUGACAACAACGUCAUCAACCACCCCUACACCAACUACAUAUUCCUCAACUACCACUGAAACAUUGACAAAAAUGCCUAUAACAACACCUACACCAACUACCACUUACUUAACUACCACUGAAACAUUGACAACAAUGCCUAUAACAACACCUACACCAACUACACCAGCCUCAAAUACCACUGAACCAUUGACAACAACGUCAUCAACCACCCCUUCACCAACUACAACAGCCUCAACUACCACUGAACCAUUGACAACAACAUCAUUAGCAACCCCUACACCAACUACAACCUCCUCAACUACCACUGAAACAUUGACAACAAUGCCUAUAACAACACCUACACCAACUACACCAGCCUCAACUACCACUGAACCAUUGACAACAACGUCAUCAACCACCCCUUCACCAACUACAACAGCUUCAACUACCACUGAACCAUUGACAACAACAUCAUCAGCAACCCCUACACCAACUACAACAUCCUCAACUACCACUGAAACAUUGACAACAAUGCCUAUAACAACACCUACACCAACUACAACUUCCUUAACUACCACUGAACCAUUGACAACAACGUCAUCAACCACCCGUUCACCAACUACAACAGCCUCAACUACCACUGAACCAUUGACACCAACAUCAUUAGCAACCCCUACACCAACUACAACCUCCUCAACUACCACUGAAACAUUGACAACAAUGCCCACAACAACACCUACACCAACUAUAACUGCCUUAAAUACCACUGAAACAUUGACAACAAUGCCCACAACAAUAUCUACACCAAAUAUAACUGCCUCAAAUACCACUGAAACAUUGACAACGACGUCAACAACCACCCCUACACCAACUACAACUUCCUCAUCUACCACUGAAACAUUGACAACAAUGCCUUCAACAACACCUACACCAACUACACCAGCCUCAACUACCACUGAACCAUUGACAACAACGUCAUCAACCACCCCUUCACCAACUACAACAGCCUCAACUACCACUGAACCAUUGACAACAACAUCAUCAGCAACCCCUACACCAACUACAACAUCCUCAACUACCACUGAAACAUCGACAACAAUGCCUAGAACAACACCUACACCAACUACAACUUCCUUAACUACCACUGAAACAUUGACAACAAUGCCUUCAACAACACCUACACCAACUAUAACUGCCUCAACUACCUCUGAAACAUUGACAACAACGCCUUCAACCACCCCUGCACCAACCAUAACCUCUUCAAUUACCACUGAAACAUUGACAACAACGUCAUCAACCACCCCAGUAACCUCUUCAGAAGUUGUUAACACAACAGCAGUCACUACAGCAGGUACAACAACAUAUACUUUAUCAACUCAAACAACAACAAAACAUGCUGAGCCACAUCCAUCUACAACCAUCAUCAUCAUUGCAACAAAUGCUACAUCUACUUCAACCUCAGAGUUGACAACUGAUGUAAUUGAGACAGGUCCACCAUUAACAGCAUAUCACAGCACAGCACAAGUUGUUGUUCCCACAUCAUCAGCCUGCAUUGACUGUACCGACCUCAAAAGGAACAAAACUUGGGCUUGCGGUGAGACGUGGAAAGAGGACUGUUUCCACAGGAUCUGUAAUAAUGGCAAGAUAGAGUUGACCCCGGUGGUUUGUCCAGAGCCUACAUCUCCUAUCUGCCCCAGAGAUCAAGUCACAAAAGUCUCAGACGGCUGCUGCGAAACAUGGAAAUGUGACUGUCGCUGUGAGCUAUAUGGGGACCCCCACUACAUCUCCUUUGCAGGUGUACCCUUUGAUUUCCUUGACGAAUGCAGCUACAUCCUGGUGGAGGAGCAGUCACCACAACAUCGUCUGUCCAUUGCUGUGGACAACAUCUACUGUGUUCCAGGCCUCCAUGGGUCCUGUGCAAAAGGCAUCAUCCUCAAAUAUCAGGACAAUGUGGCUACACUAAGUAAAGUCCCAGAUUUGAAUGCAGUAAAGGCCACUCUGAACAAUGUGACCAUACAGCCACCAUACGAGGAGCAGGGGUUGAGGUUUGAAACCACAGGGUACGCUGUGUCAAUCUAUCUCCCUAAGGUUCGUUCGUAUGUCUCCCUCAGUCCGUCUUAUACCUUGGUGGUCAAUCUGGCCAUGGAACAUUUCCUCAACAAUACCCAGGGACAAUGUGGUGUAUGUGGUGGUGGAUCAUGUAUCCGCAGAGGAGGGCAGAUCGAGGACAACAAUUGCUGUGAUAAGACGGCCUAUGACUGGGUGUUUGCAGACCCUCUGAACUCAGCAUGUGUUUCUCGGCCGAGGGACGUACCCUGUCAUCCCGGGCCACCUACGGUAGCCCCCCCCUGCUUCCCUCCAGGCUCACAAUGUGAGCUGCUAGACCACCCAGUCUUUCAGAACUGCAGGACAUAUGUCAAUCUGCAACUUAAAAAGAAGAACUGUGAGUUUGAUUCAUGCGGGAACACAAGCAGUCCUUGCUCUUCACUCGAGCAAGCUGCUGAGGAAUGCAAGAAAGCCGGUAUCUGCAUUGACUGGAGAAAACUGACUAAUGGAACCUGUGAUGUGCCAUGUCCAAAAGGAUUGGUUCACAGAGAAUGUCAUGACAAGCUGGAUGACUUCUGCUAUGGAGGAGUACGAUAUCCAGGAGCCUCCCUCGAAAAAAAUACCGUCGGUUGUUUCUGUCCCAGUGGCUACUUCAGGGCAGGAAAUCACUCAAUCAACUGUGUGUCUGACUGUCAAUAUUGUAAAGGACCUCUCGGAGAGCCCAGACUGCCUGGUGAGGUGUGGCAGUCCAACUGUCACCAGUGUUCAUGUAACAACCAGACUCGGACAGAGGAGUGUUUUCUAAAAUCACCCAAGUUGGCACUCUGUGAGGAUUGUGGUCCUGAGAAGAAUUGCAGUUACAAGGAAAAGACAUACAAGGUGGGAGUCACAUGGAAAGACGCUGCCCAUCCCUGCAUGUCAUUCAGCUGUAGCAUAGAGGGCAUUCAGACUGAGAGAAGAAUCUGUCCCAAAGAAAACUGUCCUGAGAGUGACAGAGUUUGGGACAACCAGAACUGCGGCUUUACGUGUAACCAGAGUUGUGCUCCUAAGAUGUCCAGCUUCAACAUCACCAUCGAAAACUGUACCACGGUCAUAGAGAUGCCUGUGUGCCAGGGCCUGUGUGUGUCUCAGCCCAGGGUGGUGCUUCACGGUGACCUUCAGGUGGAGCAUAAUAGCCGAUGCUGUCUGGAGCAGCGCACAGAAAGGAGAUCAUUAACCCUGCAGUGCCUCGGCCUCACCACCAGACGCUUCCGCUACAAGCAUAUCACCAGCUGUGAGUGUAGAGCCUGUAGUAUACUGUACUGAAGAGGACAGGCAGCACACACCAAAACCAGGAGUAAAUCAUUAUGGAAAAUAUCCAUUAGAUUUCCAGAUCCAAUUUUUCUAUUCUUUAAUUCAAUAGAUAAUUAAAAAAAACGAUGUUUUGGGAUUUUAAAGAAUUACUGAAUUGGUUUUCUAUUAAAUAAAAUGAAUCAUCAUAAACACCUAA
Platichthys flesus (European flounder) is the source of this 7703-nucleotide messenger RNA. Its product is annotated as mucin-2-like. The transcript is spliced from 45 exons. Gene Ontology annotation, molecular function: protein binding. NCBI's taxonomy places the organism in Eukaryota, Metazoa, Chordata, Actinopteri, Pleuronectiformes, Pleuronectidae. Gene Ontology annotation, cellular component: extracellular matrix. The record is from RefSeq and is a predicted model, not a curated record. The coding region runs from base 38 to 7519 and encodes 2493 amino acids.